Anguilla rostrata (American eel) is the source of this 3219-nucleotide messenger RNA. RefSeq names its product ras-related protein Rab-12-like. The transcript has 6 exons. Gene Ontology annotation, cellular component: endosome; plasma membrane; synaptic vesicle. The record is from RefSeq and is a predicted model, not a curated record. NCBI's taxonomy places the organism in Eukaryota, Metazoa, Chordata, Actinopteri, Anguilliformes, Anguillidae. Gene Ontology annotation, molecular function: GTP binding; GTPase activity. Gene Ontology annotation, biological process: endocytic recycling; protein localization to plasma membrane; protein secretion. Bases 190 to 918 code for a protein of 242 amino acids.
GGGAACCGGAAGUGGAUCCCAGACAUGUUGACGCGCUUUGCGGUUUCCCUUUCCUAUUGUAUAAGACCAGAGGAGAGGGGAACUUUAGGAAACUCAGAACGACACGCACAACAAAGUUUGUAAGAAGCAUUCGAAUAAUUUUCGGACACUUUGAAACGUGUAGCAGGUAACACCAAUGUGGAAUUACUGAUGGAUUCGAGGUACGAGAUCCUGAGGAGGGGCGGUGGGGGUGGAUUUAGCGGGGGCUCUGCCGGUGGGUCCCCGGCUCUGACUGGGGCUCAGUCGCGCCGGAGGAAGAUGCCGCCGCGGCCAGCCGAUCACAAACUGCAAGUGAUUAUCAUUGGCUCUCGUGGCGUGGGCAAGACUAGCAUCAUGGAGAGGUUCACAGACGACACUUUCUGCGAAGCUUGCAAGUCUACAGUGGGAGUUGAUUUUAAAAUCAAAACGCUGGAGCUGAGAGGGAAGAAGAUCAGACUGCAGAUUUGGGACACGGCAGGGCAGGAGCGGUUUAACAGCAUCACCUCGGCCUACUACCGUGGUGCCAAAGGCAUUGUCCUGGUCUAUGACAUCACCAAGCAGGAGACGUUCGAAGACCUGCCCAAGUGGAUGAAAAUGAUUGACAAGUAUGCUUCAGAGGAUGCAGAACUCCUGCUGGUUGGAAACAAGCUGGACUGCGAGGCUGACCGUGUAAUAACCCGACACCAGGGUGAAAGGUUUGCCUCACAGAUAUCAGGGAUGCGCUUCUGUGAAGCGAGUGCCAAGGACAACUUCAACGUUGAUGAGAUCUUUCUCAAGCUGGUGAAUGACAUUUUGAACAAGACGCAGGCAGGAAGGUUUCCGUUCUCUGUCCCCUCACCGCUGUGUCCUUGCAGCUUCCCGGGGAGAUCCCCACCAGCCAGCUGUCCAACAGUGUCCUGAGCCUACAGCCGGAGCCGGAGGUGCCCCCAGAGCUACCCCCGCCCCGCCCCCGCUGCUGCUGAGGCCCCACCCCGCAGUGAACUCUUCCGCCAGGAGGGGGCAGCGCAGAGCUAGUCUGGAGCUACAGGGACCCUAUCUGCCCUCUGCUCUCAGGCUGCACACUCCGAACAAAUUGGCACUUCCUCCCCUACAUAGCCCCCAACUGCACCCCUGGGACUACCUCACGUUUAGAAUGGCAAGGACAGCUGGGUCUUUCUCACGCCUCUGCGAAAAAGACCCCUUGGCCACCCCUGCAGUGAUGGGUAGGAGUAGUAGAGCUCAUCAGUCAGGGUGCUGUAACUUCCUGUUCUGCGCCACCACAGUAGUCUAAAGCCUCAGCUUCCCUGAUCAUGUGACAGAAAGGGGUGGGGGGUGUGUGGAACGCCCUGUAAGGUCUGUGUGUGUCCUGGAAUUGAUGAAAAUCAUCAUAUAAUGUAAAUUUCAUUAUUAGUAUCAAGUGAUGAACACAUUUAAUCUGACAUUCAUGGGCUCAGACUCCAUCCGUCUGUCUUCCGGUAAUUGAAGUUCCACAGACCUGCUUCCCCCACCUUUGUAAACUGAAAGUACAGAGAUUGAGUACUCACUGUGCAAGCCCCUUUCUCCAUAGAGCCUUUUGAAAAAUAAGGGACUAAGAAUAUUUUCAGUCUGAACCUUACAAGGAUCAUUUCAUUGUAGUUUUUAAGUUUACAGUUAUUUUGCCUUACAGCAGUAUUACUGACUGAGUCAACUGGCACAAAUCUUUUGUGAUAUGCUUGUUUUGAGCUUUUGUGAUGUUUUUGUAAUGUUUUGCACUAUGGUUGUUUGAAGCUGGUUUUGAAAAGGUAAGAGUUCACUGUUGGAAAAAAUAGCGUAAUGAGAACAGAAGAUUGUCAGCACUAAAAACCAGGAACCAUGUUUCUGUUCAACACAUAUAUCCAGUCCAGGUCUGGUAGAUUAUAUAGAAAGAAUUUUUCUGGGCUUCAAAACUUCUAAAGAAUUCAGAAGAACUUUUUUCCUAAAUAUUGACAGGGCUGCCUUUCUCAAAUACACUGAGCAGUAAAGUAGUUCAUAAUUAUUUUCACCUCCUGAAAGGGACAGUUUUCAUAUGUACAGUACAAGUCGGUGUACAGGGGGCAGAAAUCUGAAAUUGCUGCUGCAUCAGACUGCACUCUGUCUUCUGUCCUUCAUUUAAAGGGCUUGUUUGUUUGUUUGUUUGAUAUCUUUUGUUCAAGGUUUAAAUACCACUUCGACUUGACCUUUAGUGGGCACUCUGAAUUCCUGCUUUGUCUGAAUAAGCUGGCUUUGAGGACAGAGGGUGCUGGUUGGGUGGUUGAGAGAGCGGAGCACUGUUUGUUAGCCUUGAAAAGUGCCCACAGUGCCACGUUUGUGGCGCCCUCUCUUGUGUCUGCUGUGGCAGGUUCAGAAACUCAGUUCAGGAACACCACCCUUGUGUACCAUUUACCUUUUUUAACUGAUCAUUUAAAGAAAUACAGGAACUGGAGACCCAUAACGGGCAAGGUGUGGUCAUGUGGGUAAUUAGGAAUUUGGUAAAGAAUUCUUAUUGAUAAUAGAACAGUGUCCUGGCAGUUCUUGUUUUUGUCAUGUUUAUCGAUGACCGGCCACUGUUUUGGCACAGCUGUUGGUUUUAUUAUGGUGUAUUAAGGACCCUGGAUGUGCCCAAAUGCAGAUGGUUAAUUGUCAGGUAAGAAAUUGUUACCAGGAAGCAUGCAGCAGUAAUUAUGGCCUAAUUGCAUUUGUACACUUGAGCAGCAGGUAGUCAAUUGUUUUGAUUGGAUCUCAACAGGAACUGAAGUUAGUUAGUUUCAGUAUCCAACCUAAAGGCUUUUUUGUCAGGUGCCAGUACUGUGUGCAUUUAUUUUCUUCAGCUCCAUGAACACAUGAAGCGAGUGCCAUUGGAGGCAGUAAAUCUGCCUGAAAGUCAAGUUACUGUUUAAAACUAUGAGCCCCAAGUAUUUUAAAGGAUGGUAUUUUGAUCAGCCUGUUUACAAUCUGCUGUCUUAUGAAUGAACCAGACACUGAUGCAGGCUUCCAUCUUGUACAAGUAAUUGUUGUUUUCUCCUGUUUAAUUUAAAGCAAAAUUAUUGAUAUUACAGCAAUAUUUUGUCAUUUAAAUAGCCAACUGGACUUUGUUUAAGUUACUAAACAAGUUUUAGUUAUUUUAGUAAGCUGGCAUGUUUUGAGCAGUUUUUGUGAUAUUUAUAACUUGUGGUAUUCUGAAACUAAUGAAGUGCAAAUAAAAGUUUUCUAUUUAUUACCCAGAAA